Molecule: messenger RNA, 840 nt
Organism: Prorocentrum cordatum
Lineage: Eukaryota; Dinophyceae; Prorocentrales; Prorocentraceae
Source: the annotation of a GenBank genome assembly
AUGCCUCCAGAGGUGCUCUUCUUGGAAGGACGUGGGCCGCGGUCCCCCGCCGGCCUGCAGGGCGACGCGGCCGUGCACGUGGCGACCUUCGCGCUCCGCAAGCUGGAGGAGGGCCACGGCCGCGACAGCGAGCGGACGGCGGCCGGGCUGCACAACCUAGGCAUCGCCUAUGGCCUCAUCGGCCAUGCGGACAGGGAGCGCGACCUCCUGGAGCAGAGCUCCGACCUCGCUGUGUUCGCGCAGCGAGGCGGCCGGGCGCGGCAGCGCCUCGAGGACAGCGUGGCGCUGGCGGCGCUGGGCGCGUGGCGCCCUCGAGGGGGCGCCCUCGAGGGCGCCCUCGAGGGCGCGAAGCUCUCGAGGGCGCCCUCGAGGGAGGAAAGGCUCGGGGACCCCGGCAGCGACGUGGAGAAGAAGCUGUCGAAGGCCAUGCGGGCGCGCCACGCGGAGCUCGACCAGGACGUCCGCAAGGAGGUCGCGGGCCGAGUCUUGGGCGUCGCGGUCUUCCGCGGCCGCCUGGCGCACCUCCUGGAGCGCGAGGUCGGGGCUGGCGCGGGGGCGGACGCCGAGGCCAUGCUGCGGCUCUUCCUCGCGCGCGGCAGGUGCGUCGGCGCCCCACCCAGCGCGCUGGCUGCGCCGCCGCCUCCCGGCCUCGGCGAGAAGCUGGCGGCCGCGGCCGCGGCCUGGCCCUCCCCCGACUCCUCCGGGACGGCGAAAUGCCGUCGGCCGAGAUGUCGCUGGCCGCGGAGUGGUCCCUGCCGCCGUGGCUGGCCGAGCGCUGGGUCGGCGAACUCGGCGCGCCAGAGGCGUUCGCGCUGGGGCAGGCGGCCCUCGGGUUCCUGA